Angiostrongylus costaricensis is the source of this 183-nucleotide messenger RNA. Lineage: Eukaryota; Metazoa; Nematoda; Chromadorea; Rhabditida; Metastrongylidae. The record is from the annotation of a GenBank genome assembly.
AUGUCGGAUUCUCAUCAAUAUGGCAUCCAAACUGACUCCAUGACACUUCAACGAUUCGUCCUCGCUGAGCAAAAGAAUCAUCCAACUGCUACCGGUGAUUUUACAAAUCUGCUCACAUCACUUCUCGUGGCAGUGAAGGCCAUAUCAAGUGCAACACAGAAGGCCGGUUUAGCUCAAUUGUGA